Molecule: messenger RNA, 829 nt
Organism: Sitophilus oryzae (rice weevil)
Lineage: Eukaryota; Metazoa; Arthropoda; Insecta; Coleoptera; Curculionidae
Exons: 5
Coding region: 23-829 (268 amino acids)
Source: RefSeq, a predicted model, not a curated record
UCCAAGAAUAAGACGAAGGACAAUGUCAAAAACUAAAUCUUCUUCCAUAAUGUCGGAUGUGGUCAAACCGGUCGAAGUUGUAGAAAACGAAUCGAAACAUCGGCUGAGAUCGCGGAAAAACAUCAACUACAUGACGCCACCUUUGGAGGAAGACAGCUUUCAGGAUAAACCGGAUCUGGAACCUGUACGUUUUGAGUAUAAGGAGUAUAGAGAGUUGAGGUCUAGUACAAGAGCAUUAGCCAAACUCACGUCGCUGACAACCGAUAAAGAAUUGUGGGAUUCAGGACGGCCAAAAAGGUCGUGUAUUAACAGAUCUAAGAGAGUUUCGGCAGAUGAACGGCUAGUAUCAGAUAAUAAGACAUAUUACAAAGUAGAAGUUCUAUCAAACAAACUUCGUUCAAAUGAAAAGGACAAGGAAUCCACAAAACAGCAGCAGUCAAAAACAAACGAUACUGAUAAAGGACUCAUUGUCAAAUUCAAAAAACUUCGAAAUUCUGAGCUAGUUCAAUUGAAUAAUGAGGCAACAAACUUUUUGUUCCCUAAAAAGGACGAGUCGAGUGAGGAUGAGGAAGAGGGCCAUGAGGAUGAGACAAAUGAGACUGAAGAUGAGGUCAAGACCGAAUCUGAACCAACUGAAAUAACAUCUUCGAGUGAGCUUGAAGAAGUUAAACCGCCGGAUAAAUUCAAGGUUGAAGAGGAAUGUUCAUUGGACAGUAUCUCAUCGGAAUGUAGAAAGAGGCGGAAAAGAAGAAGUCAUGCCGAAGCUUUUAUAAUGGAUAAUCGCGCAUACAAAUUUGAAACGCUAGGGUCAAGGUACUGGUUCAAGUAG